CAGACCGGCGGACGGAGGGAGAAGGAAAGAUGUCCGCUAUCAUGCUGUUGUUGGUUUCUUUGAGUUUGUGUUUGCGGACGACCGACGGUGCGGCGCAGAGCGGGGCAGUGGACCUGCGGGAAGCUCUGGAGCGGGGCCCGGUCAGUCUGAACGACAUGUUCCGAGAGGUGGAGGAGCUGAUGGAGGACACGCAGCACAUAUUGGAGGAGGCUGUGGACCAGAUAACUACUGAGAGUGCUAAAUCAGCUUUGACGUCACUGGAUCUGCAUCCUAACUACCACAAUGAGACGAAGAAGAUGAUAACAGAUGGAGAUGGAGCGGUGCAGGUCCUAGAUAGAGCUGACAAGGAGACUUAUAAUAAAACAGGAGAUAUUCAUCUUUCACACAUCCAUAUGGAGAUUUCUGGCCAUUUGAACGGUGUGGAUCACGAGUGCAUGGUGGACGAGGACUGUGGUCACCUGAAGUACUGCCUGUAUGAGAUUGAGAACUCCAAGUGCCUCCCCUGCAUACCAACGGACAUGCCCUGCAGUAAGGAUGAGGAGUGUUGCUCAGACCAGAUGUGUGUGUGGGGUCAGUGUACAGUCAAUGCUACCAAAGGAACAGAGGGAUCUAUCUGUCAGGGUCAGAGUGACUGCAGGCCGGACCUCUGCUGUGCCUUUCAACAAGAGCUGUUGUUUCCAGUAUGUAAUCCCAAACCAGAGAAGGGGGAGUCCUGUCUGAACCACCCCAACCUGCUAAUGGACAUGCUGGCCUGGGACCAGGAGGGUCCCCGUGACCACUGCCCCUGUGCCGACGACCUCCAGUGCCAACCUCAUGGACGAGGACGAAGAUCUGUUUGUGGAGAGUAGUACUGGAGAAGGAGAGAGCAUAACCGUCAUGGAGCUACACUAACAUCCUUACUGAACAUUCCCCACAGAACAACCCAACAAAUGUUCAACAAUUUAGAAACGAAUAGGAUGUUGCUUCAGGGCAGGACUUGCACUAUUAUUUAUGCCUUAUGAAUGAAUGAAAAUAGCCCCUGCCAAACACAGGGUGAAUGUUGGCUGUUGCCAGUGACUUCCGGUCACCUGCCAGCAUGGCAGAUAGGAUUUCUGUAUUUUAAGAAAUAAUAUUUGAAAAAUAAGUUAAAUAGUUGUGGAUUAAGGUUAAAUGAUAUAUUCUAUAUUCAUACAGUGUAGUGCCACAGACAAGUGCUCCACAGAGAUUUCAGAAGUGACAGGCUGGUACAAAUGUUCAGUGAUCUGCCACAUCGGCAAGUGAGGAAAAUACUUCAUUUUAGACCCUGCUUAUGACCAAUGUGUAUCAACAUGCAGCAAAUUAAAGAUUUGUUUUUACUUUUGACUGAGGACAGGGGGAAAACCAACCAACAGCUUCAUGUCACUAGUUGGCUAAUUUAAGGAUUCAAGGAUCAUUUAUUGUCAUUAUGUAACAUCAGUUCACAAUAAACACAUGACAAACAAA
This is a messenger RNA of Anoplopoma fimbria (sablefish), 1461 nucleotides long. RefSeq names its product dickkopf WNT signaling pathway inhibitor 3b (gene dkk3b). The transcript has 7 exons. Lineage: Eukaryota; Metazoa; Chordata; Actinopteri; Perciformes; Anoplopomatidae. Gene Ontology annotation, biological process: negative regulation of canonical Wnt signaling pathway; multicellular organism development. The coding region runs from base 30 to 848 and encodes 272 amino acids. The record is from RefSeq and is a predicted model, not a curated record. Gene Ontology annotation, molecular function: receptor antagonist activity; co-receptor binding. Gene Ontology annotation, cellular component: extracellular region.